Molecule: messenger RNA, 2226 nt
Organism: Cajanus cajan (pigeon pea)
Lineage: Eukaryota; Viridiplantae; Streptophyta; Magnoliopsida; Fabales; Fabaceae
Source: RefSeq, a predicted model, not a curated record
UCCAAAUUUUGUUUUAUAUAAAAACCUUAACUCACUCCAUGGAACCUCUAAUAAUCCCCGUUUUUGUCAGAUGGUUUACUCAUGUUAACAAGGUAAAAUUUUGUCACACUCACCACACAACAAACACAAGCACUCCUUUGUUUUUUUGGCAAUAGUUGGACAGAAUGAAUACCUUCAUAAUAAUUAAUAGCUUCCAUUUUCAUAUACAUCUGGUAAUGAAGUUUUUACUAAUAUUGACUCAUUAGGGCCUCAAACUUGCAAAAUGGUGUUGCUCUGGAUGAAUUUUAUGUUGACAUAGAUCUUCAUGCUCACCCUAUUAUAGAAUUCAAUUUUGAUGAGACUUAACAAUUUCCGGGGCACUGAAUGGGGCUUCCAUUAUUGAUAUAAAGAGGACACAAAUUGGAGAUGACUUACUUUCGCAUCUGGAGAAAAUGUCACAGAAGUACAGCCACAAUUUGAUGCAAUAAGUAAAUGUUCUGAAAGGGGGAUAAUUGUUUCGGGGAUUGCUCCUCCAGGCUCAAAAUUUGACUUUUACAGUCGGUUCUUCUGCCCAAAAGAAGGAGUCGAUGAGGUAAGUGGCUAAUUAUUAUUAUAAAUGUAAUAUAAUGUUCCUACAAUUGCAUUGGCAAUGUCUCCUUAAUUAAACAAUUAAUGAAGACAUCCAAGGUAAGAUUCAGAUCUUGAUUUUGACCUCAAUAUUAACUGCCAAUUCUUUUCUUUCCUGUUGUUUUAACCAUAUAGUCUACUGCUCUGCUUGCAGAUCUGAGGUCAAGUCUUUCAACAAGCACAUCUCAAUUUUAAAUUGAGUAAACGACCAAAUUUGUCUUAAAUUUAAAAGUUAUUGUCAUAUUAGUCUUCGAAAUUAAGAAAUUGUUAAGUAUGUUCUUGAAACUGAAAAUUCACAAUUAUUAGUCCAAAAUAAAUAAAUAAAAUUGUAACUAAAGUAAUAAUAUUAAUAUAUAUUUAGAAACUAAAGUGACAAUAAAUUUAAAGACUUUUUUGAUAUUUCAAAGGCUUAUUAGUUUCAAAGACCAAAAUAAUAGUGCGUUUUAACUCAAGGUCAAUAAUGUUAUUAUUACUCCUACUUUUACAAGGCCCGUUGUUGGAUCAUUUGGAUGAAUGAGAGGAUAUUUAUAUAGAAGCAAGUCCUAUAUUCCAUUUCACUCCUAUAUUUGACCAUAGAACUAACGAGAUAAUGUUAAAUAACUAGUAUUUCAUUUCAGGAUCAUGUGUGUGCGAGUGCACAUUGUGCCUUGGCAUCCUACUGGAGCAGGAAGCUGGGGAAGUGUGAUUGUUGUGCCCAAAGUGUGUGGGUAUUCUCCAAAGUCCCACGUUGGGUAUUUUUGAAGAAGGGAGGAAUGUUGUGCCUAAAGUGUGUUAAACUUUGUGGCCAUGCCACAUUAGCUGCUGCACACACACUCUUUUCAUCUGGUUUAGUGGAUACCAAUAUUAUUGAAUUUGUAACGCUAUCUGGACUAUUAACUGCCAAAAGAAUCCCAGCGGACAAAAUCUCUAGAGCCUCAAACUUGCAAAAUGGGGAAACUGAGGAAGGAUUUUACAUUGAACUGGAUUUUCCUGCUGAUCCUAUAACAGAAUUCAAAGUGGAUGAGACUUCACAAGUUUCUGGGGCAUUGUAUGGUGCUUCCAUAAUCGAAAUAAGGAGGAGCCAAGUUGCAGAUGACUUGCUUGUUGUAGUCACAUCUGGGGAAAAUGUCACAGAAGUACAGCCACAACUUGAUGCAAUAGUUAAAUGUCCUGGAAGGGGGAUAAUUGUUUCAGGGAUUGCUCCUCCAGGAUCAGGAUUUGACUUCUUCAGUCGAUUCUUCUGCCCAAAAUUUGGAAUCAAUGAGGAUCCUGCCUGUGGGACUGCACAUUGUGCCUUAGCAUCUUACUGGAGCAAGAAGCUGGGGAAAUGUGAUUUCAAUGCUUAUCAGGCAUCACCAAGAGGAGGAGUUUUCAAUAUUCAUCUAGACGAGCAGAACCAACGAGUGCUUUUGCGUGGGAAAGCUGUUACUGUGAUGGAAGGGUGUAUUCUGGUCUAGUUCUGUUCUUAGCAUUUCAGAUUAUGUAACCAGAAUUGAAAAUGGAGUACUGUAUUGUUAUUAUGCUUUAUGCCAGCAAAUCUGUAUUUGAUAGAGUUACACACAAACCUGGUUGUGCAAUAUAACAAUCACAUUUGCUGUAUAACCUGGAUUCAAUGUAUUAGCCAGUUCAUUGCUUUUGUUA